Messenger RNA from Cryptomeria japonica (Japanese cedar), 867 nucleotides. RefSeq names its product leucine-rich repeat receptor protein kinase EMS1-like. The transcript has a single exon. Gene Ontology annotation, molecular function: protein binding. The coding region runs from base 1 to 867 and encodes 288 amino acids. Lineage: Eukaryota; Viridiplantae; Streptophyta; Pinopsida; Cupressales; Cupressaceae. The record is from RefSeq and is a predicted model, not a curated record.
AUGAAUGGAAACAUACCCUCCUGCCUUGGCAAUCUUUCUUCUUUAACUGAACUUUACCUUUCUGACAACCAACUUAGUGGAAUCAUAUCUAGUUUUCUUGGAAGCCUUUCUUCUUUAACUAAACUUGACCUUUCUUACAACCAAUUUAAUGGAAGCAUACCUACUUCUCUUGGAAGCCUUUCUUCUUUAACUGAACUUGACCUUGCUUCCAACCAAUUUAAUGGAAGCAUACCCACUUCUCUUGGAAGCCUUUCUUCUUUAACUAAACUUGACCUUUCUCACAACCAAUUUAAUGGAAUCAUACCCGCUUCUCUUGGAAGCCUUUCUUCUUUAACUGAACUUGACCUUUUUGACAACCAACUUAGUGGAAGCAUACUCGCUUUUCUUGGAAGCCUUUCUUCUUUAACUAAACUUGACCUUUCUGACAACCAAUUUAAUGGAAGCAUACCCGCUUCUCUUGGAAGCCUUUCUUCUUUAACUGAACUUGACCUUGCUUCCAGCCAAUUUAACAGAAGCAUACCUGCUUCUCUUGGAAGCCUUUCUUCUUUAACUAAACUUAACCUUGCUUUCAACCAACUUAGUGGAAGCAUACCCGCAUCUCUUGGAAGCCUUUCUUCUUUAACUGAACUUGACCUUUCUUACAACCAGCUUAGUGGAAGCAUACCUGCUUCUCUUGGAAGUCUCUCUUUAUUGAGAAACUUAUAUCUUUCUAACAAUGAACUGAGGGGGAACAUUCCAGAUUCUUUAGGAAAUAUUUCUUUACUCCAGGUGUUGGAUGGUGUUAGCAAUCGUUUCAAUGAAACCAUCUCUUCUUCCUCACUUCCACCUUCUUUAGUUGUAUUAGGCCUAUCACUAAAUCACCACUAG